Leptosia nina is the source of this 1344-nucleotide messenger RNA. The record is from the annotation of a GenBank genome assembly. Lineage: Eukaryota; Metazoa; Arthropoda; Insecta; Lepidoptera; Pieridae.
AUGAGUGACGAUGUUAUUAAACAUUCUGUGCAUACGUUAGUAUUCAGAUCUUUAAAAAGAUCUCAUGAUAUGUUUCUAUCGAACCAAGGAGUACUUCCACCAAUAGAUGAAACAGCAGAGAAAAUAUUAAAAGCUACUAAAUCCAGGGACAGCUAUGGUUUAGUCAUGUCAGCUGUGCAAAAGGCACAAGCUAUUAAAGAGAGAGAAGCUAUGACUCGACCAGAAACUCCACUUGAUACAGAAAUUGCUGAGUCAGCAGCAAUUGCAUCUGAUGGUGCGAUGCUACCAUACACUGGACCAGCAGCUCCAUCUAGCACUGCCAUUACUCCCUUACCUCGCAAAGCUCCAGUGAUGCCUAGGCCAAAAUGGCAUGCACCAUGGAAACUGUUCAGGGUUAUAUCUGGCCAUUUAGGGUGGGUAAGAUGUGUUGCUGUUGAACCAGGAAAUGAAUGGUUUGCUACAGGAGCUGCAGACAGAGUAAUUAAGAUUUGGGACCUAGCAAGUGGGAAAUUGAAAGUGUCCCUGACUGGGCAUGUCAGUACAGUUAGAGGUCUAGAAGUAUCUGGAAGGCAUCCAUACUUGUUCAGCUGUGGUGAAGAUAGGCAAGUUAAAUGUUGGGAUCUAGAAUACAAUAAGGUAAUUCGUCACUAUCACGGUCAUCUAUCCGCUGUGUACACACUAUCUUUGCAUCCGACCAUUGAUGUACUUGUGUCAGCUGGGCGGGAUGGCACAGCUCGUGUAUGGGACAUGCGCACUAAGGCUAACGUGCAUACACUAACAGGGCACACGGAUACAGUUGCAUCUUUGGUUUGUCAGGCGGCUGAACCACAGAUUAUAACUGGUUCACAUGACUCAACAAUCCGACUUUGGGACCUUGCUGCUGGAAAGUCGCUUUGCACUCUCACGAACCACAAAAAGUCUGUCCGUUCUAUUGUUUUACACCCUACACUGUACACCUUUGCGUCUGCUUCACCAGACAACAUCAAGCAAUGGAAAUGCCCAGAAGGGAAGUUCAUACAGAAUCUAUCAGGGCACAAUGCAAUUGUAAAUUGUAUGGCAGUCAAUCCAGAAGGAGUAUUAGUAAGUGGGGGUGAUAACGGUACCAUGUAUCUGUGGGAUUGGAGAACAGGAUACAACUUCCAGAGAUUACAAUCUGCAGUACAACCUGGUUCUAUGGAUUCUGAAGCUGGCAUAUUUGCUAUGACAUUUGACCAGUCAGGGUCUCGUCUUAUUACAACUGAAGCUGACAAAACAAUAAAAAUUUACAAGGAAGACGACACAGCUUCUGAAGAAACACACCCAAUAAACUGGCGACCAGAGAUUUUGAAGCGAAGGAAGUUUUAA